AUGGCGCCGAGGAAGGGGAAGAGCGCGAAGGCCGGCUGCCGCCUGCGGGGCGCGGGGAACACGCGGGGCAAGCGAAGAGCCGCCAAAGGACAGCAGAAGCUCCCAGACUUCUCCUGCCUCAAAAAACUAAUAUACGAACAAAAAAAAAAAGACAACAUAUCAAAUUUAUUCUCCUUUAACGACCCAGCCAUAAAGGAAAAAAUUGAUAAGUUCAAUCAGAUAAUCGAAAGGAGGAAGGACCUUUUGUGUGAAACGAGUGAGAGUAAGAGGGGUGGGCAGGAUGAACUGUCUCCGAACGUAUGUGAGACGUCUACCUUUGGGUACACCUUCAUCGACCGGGUGGUGAAUUUCUCCCACAAGGAGGACAUAGAGGACUUGAUACAGCACGAUGAGGAUGAAGAGGACGACCCCUUCCACUGCGAUUAUCAUCACCAUCACCAGCGGGGUCGCCGGGCAGAUAGGCAGGCGGAGGAGAUCCACAUCAGGGAGGGUGGAAGCGAGCAUGAAGGGGAACACCCGCACGGGGAAGCAAACCGUGGAGGUAGGCAUGACCCCCCCAGAAGUGGGAACCCCCCCAAAGGCUUCCCCUGCGAGAAGAACACCAAACGGAGGCCCGAGCGAUCAAAAGAAGAGUUCCUAUUUAACAACAAGGUAAUCAUCGAUAGCAGAAAAAAGGACUUCAUCCUGGACCAGCUGAAGCUGAAGUUCGACGAAUUUAAGAUCGACACGCUGACCAUCCCGCAGAAGCCGGUGAGCGUGAUCGACGAGAAUGGCGUUGAGAAGAAGAAGCUUUUCAUUUUUAACAUCAACAGCAGCAGCGACAGGAGGAAGAACGAGAGGAAGCGGAUUCAAAUUGUGCACGGCGGGGUGCAAGCGGGCGGAGCGCAAGGGGGGCAGUCCGCUAUGGGACCGCCUACGACGAAACCGCCUGCCGCGGGCCCGCCUCCCCCGGAUGGCGGCGACUCGGACGUGGGCGAGCUGGUGCACAGAAUCACCGAGCAGAAGGAGUCCUACCUCUACUUCGUCGUCAAGAACAACCAGCUCAUGCUGAAGAGAAACAACGACUACUUCAGCAUCAUGAUGCAUUACCUAUGUGAAGGCACCCCCCUGCCCCCUGGGGUGAACCUACAGAUGAUGUAUUACCUCAUCAUGAAGCCAUCUCGCAUGGACACACUGCUCUACCUCCUCCUCACCUACCACAACUUCUCCUUCGUGGAUGUGCUGGAGCAAUUUGAAAAUGUAUCUGUGAGCAACAUCGUGGAGAGCUCCUUCGAGGAAAUGACUCUCUACGACUAUUACUACUACUUCUUUCACAUUUUGGAAGUGUCUCAUGAGCAAUUCUACAUGUCUCUGGAGGUGCUGGAGGGCAUGCAGCUUCUGCUGAACCAGUAUAACUUCUUCCUGGGGCGGAUGCACAAGAACUCGAUUUUCUCCAACGCCAGGUUCGUGCUCGGCAUGGGCGACAUUCGGGGGGUCGACCGGGUCUUCCUCCAGGGGGGAGGGGCGGCAGACGCGAAUGUAGAAAUGAGCGAAGAUGUGAGGGGAGAAGCCAAUGUAGAAAUGAGCGAAGACGUGAGGGGAGGCGCCGCUUCGCGAGACAUCGCUUCCCCCGACGCCGCCUCGCCAACCCUGCGCAGGAAGAACGGGACGCUGCAGUACAUCCUGGACACCAAGCUGGAGUUCAUCCACUACCAGCAAAUGAACUUCCUGCAGGAGACCCACUGGGAUGAAAUCGAAAACUACCAUCACCUGAACCGUCUAGACAAACUCGUUUACUUUACGAAGGACCUUUACUACGAAUUUACUAAGAAGAACAUCCACCACAAGUUGGGGGAGAUCACUUGUGAGCAGAAGCACUUGGACAAGGUGCAGCUGAUCGAGUCCUGCAAGAAGAAGCUCCCUCCCUACAAGAAGGGCGUGCGGUUUAUGAACUUCUUGGGGGUGCACGCGCACUCCUUCGUGUGGCAGGUGUAUUGCUCCGAGCUGGAGUUGUUCUGCGUGCUUAAGUUUAGGCAAAUGCGCCGGGGCGCUCCCUCCAGGGGUGCAACGAACGGUCAGCGCUUAUGGGACACGCAGGGUGGUGAUCGUUCCGGGAAAGCGCAGCGGAGGGGUCCCCAUACGGAGGCGAGCCAGAUGAAUCCCCUUUCAAAGUCGCCCCAGAUCAACCCCCUUUCAAACGUGCUUCAAGUCAACCCCCUCUCAAAGCCGCCCCAAAUCGACCCCCUCUCAAAGCUGCCCCAAAUCAACCCCCACGCGGAGUCGCCCCACCUUGGACGCAUCGAAGCCGAAAUAAACGCCGCGCUGCGCAGCUUCCACGCAGAGGUGAAGGAGAAGCAAGUGGACUGCCUGUACGUCCCCCUCUCAGUGGAGAUCACCGACAGAUUCGUCGAAAAGACGAGGUACAUCAACGGGACUCCCCUGAACGAAUUUAUCUACAGCGAGUUCCUCUCCGGCAUCGACUUGAAGCUGCGAGUCUUCAAGCUCAAAUGCAUCAUACUAAAAAUUAUAAAAGUGGUGGCUAGCUUUCUGCAGUUCCGCACGCUGAUCGUGCUUAAGUGCUCGCGCAUCUUCGUUAAGGAGGACAGCUUGCUGGUGAACGGCGGCAUUCCGCUGGGGCUGCUCUCCGCCGAGUCCGUGCGCUUCCUCCUGCGCGGCGUCGACGAGACGAUCGCCACGCGCACGUACAGCAAAACCGUUUGGCACUACCUCCCGCCGGAGGUCCGCGGAGUGUGCAGAGAAGAAGGCGGAAUGUGCGGCGAGAAAGGCGGUGAAGAAGGCGCCGGGGUCGGCGGUAAAGAAGGCGACCGAAUGUGCGGCCGGGGAGGCGCCCCCACAGAGGGCCCCCCCACGCAGAACCGCUUCCUCCUGGAAGACAGAACGCAGCUGGAGAAGGCCUACUCGUACAUGAUCGGCAAGGUCUUCGAAGAGGCCCUCAUAGACACUUUCACAGGAGACAAAUUCGACUACCUCCACUUUGAUGAAGAUGUAAAGGACCUUCUUCAGUCGUGCCUUUCGAAGGAUAUAAACGAGAGGCAGCCACUUACCCAGCUGCCAAACCACAGCUGCUUUUCCGAUUGCUUUGACCUUUACAUUAACAUUUACGAUGACCAUAUAAACGCCUACCACAACGAUAGGGAGAAAGCCAUUCGUCUGAAGGAUUUGAAGUACAUCAGCAGCUUCGAUUAUAAGAUGUUUGCCAUUCCUUCCGAGUCGGGGACUGCGUCGGGGACUGCUUCGGGGACUGCUUCGGGGACUGCUUCGGGGUCUGGGUCUCCAUCUGGGUGUGAGUCCUCCUCCUGCUCCUCCUCCCGCUCGCGCCACUUCCGCAAGUCCAGCGGGUACUCCUCCAGCUCGCGCCUCUAG
Molecule: messenger RNA, 3363 nt
Organism: Plasmodium vivax (malaria parasite P. vivax)
Lineage: Eukaryota; Apicomplexa; Aconoidasida; Haemosporida; Plasmodiidae
Exons: 1
Coding region: 1-3363 (1120 amino acids)
Source: RefSeq, a predicted model, not a curated record